Messenger RNA from Adineta steineri, 2727 nucleotides. NCBI's taxonomy places the organism in Eukaryota, Metazoa, Rotifera, Eurotatoria, Adinetida, Adinetidae. The record is from the annotation of a GenBank genome assembly.
AUGGCAUCAUCUAGUGAAAAUGAUGAUGACACAAUUUUUUAUGAUGCUAAUAGUAGUUGGGCUGAUAUUGAAGUAACAACACCACUUCAACAAGAUCCUCGAUGGGCAUUAUUAUCUAAACAUGACUCAUUAAAAAGAUCUGAAUAUUUUUGUACAGUUCCAUUAACUGAAACUCAGCUACAUAAUAUUGCAAGACGCGAUAAACUUCGACGGUUACGUGCUCAAGAAGAUCAUAUUAAUCUAAAUAAUCAAAAUCAACUUAUCGCACCUGCAACAUCUCCAACUGAGUCACAUUCUAUAUUAUCAUCUAUUCAAUCACAGGAAAUCGAUGAAGAACAGUUAAUAAGUACAGAUUCAUCAACAGCACCUGAUCUUCUUAUAGAUCAUAUUGAUAGUGAACAUAUACGUCGACAAAAAAAGUCUUCAAUAUCAUCAACGCCAAAACAAACUGCAUUAUAUUCAUCACCUAUAGUACCAUUAUAUCAACAACAACGUUCAUUUCCAUAUCCAACAUUACCGGUUAUAUCAUCUACUCGUAGUACAGGUGAUUAUUAUUCAAAACUAACAAAUCUAUCUGCUAUUAGUGAACCAAAUAUUGUUGAUUUAAAUCUUAUUGAUCGUCUAACUAAAUUUGAAGAAUUAUCAUCAAAUAAUCGAAAAUUAAAUGAUGAUGACAUUUUUCGACAUUCAACAACACAUAAUCUUGAUAAUGGUAAAUAUAUUCCCAUAACUGAUGCUAAUCCAAUGACACAAACAAUUUUGGAACGUGUACAUGGUAGUGGAAGCAUAAUAACAUUACGUCAAAAUUCAAUUUUAAGUAAUAAUAAUAAUAACAACAGUAGUUUAAGAAGGAAUUCAUCCGAUAAUAAUAAUAUUAAUAAAACCAAUAAUGUAGAUAUAAAUUUGUCACGUCAAAGACAUCAAUUAAAUGAUGAAGAAGAAGAGGAAGAAGAAGAAGAUGAUAAUGAAUCGACAUCAUCCGAAUCUUCAAGUACAAAAUCAAGUCAUACAAUACCAAUUUCAUCAUCAUCAUCAUCAUCAACUGCAAAUAAAUCAUCUAUAGCUGCUGUACGUGCAGCAACUUUAUUAUUUCAUGGUGGUAAACGACAGAUAUCAAGAUUAGUUAGUCGAAGUUUUUUACGUAAAGGUGGAAAAAAAUUAAGACAUCCGGAUAUAGCUGAUAUUGAUGAAGAAGAAGAAGAUAGUGAAAAAUUAUUAAUUAAUGAUGGUUCAAAUGGCGAUCUAAAAUAUAAAGCAUCAAGAAAUUUAAAAGAUCAACCACAAUUUGAUAAAACACAAUUAUUACAAACAAUUGUUAAUGCACAUCAUGGACCUAUUUGGUGUAUGAGAUUUUCACCCGAUGGUCAUCUGCUUGCAACAGGUGGUCAAGAUAGUUUACUUAAAGUUUGGGUACUUAAAUCUGCACAACCACAUUUUACUGAUGUUUCUCGUAUGACAGCAAAUCCAUCGCAACAACAAAAUGAAAUUUUAACAAAACGAUUUAAUGAAUUUCAUCAAACAAUGUCAUCAGAACAAACACCAAUAACAAUUAAUGCUAAACUUGGUCUCAAUGAAAUGCAAGCUCCACUUUAUUCAAAACCUUUUUGUGUACUUAAUGCUCAUCAAGCACCUGUACUUGAUGUUGCUUGGUCAAAAUCUUUAUUUCUACUUUCAUCAUCAAUGGAUAAAACUGUACGAUUAUGGCAUCUAAGUCGAUUAGAAUGUUUAUGUUUUUUUCGACAUGUGGAUUUCGUUUCAGCUAUUGCAUUUCAUCCACGUGAUGAUCGAUAUUUUGUAUCAGCAAGUUUAGAUGGACAUGUUCGUUUGUGGAAUAUUCCUGACAAACGUGUAGUGUAUUGGACAUUAAUUCCAGCUCAAGCAUCAUCACAAAUAACUGCUGCUCAAGCUAAUUUAAUAACAGCAGUUAAUUUUUGUGAUGAUGGUCGAAAAGUAACAGUAGGAACAUUCGAUGGUCGAUUCUUACUUUAUACAGAUUCGUUACAAUAUGAUACCGUGAUGAAUAUUGGUGAUAAAGAUGGUAGUCGAAGUCAUCGAUCAAGAAAAAAACGUCGAAAACCAUAUAAAAUUACAGGCAUUGAAUCGAUGAAUUCAAACAAUUCAAAAGUUUUAAUUACAUCUAAUGAUUCUCGGAUACGUUUAUAUGAUAUUCGAACAAAAGAGAUUGAACGUAAAUAUCGUGGUUAUUCAAAUCAAUCAAGUCAAAUUCGUGCAUCAUUUAGUCAUGAUGAUCGAUAUAUUAUUAGUGGUAGUGAAGAUAGUUGGUUUUAUAUAUGGAAAACUGAACCAAGUAAUACAAUAAAUACGAAUGGUAAUAGUACAGCUAAUGCUAAAUUAACAAGAAAACAACGACGUCAUUUUGAUCGUGCUUUUGAACGUAUUCGAGUUCAUAAUACAAUGGUAACAUCAGCAAUAUUUGCACCGAAUUCAAUUGCUAUAAUGGAUUAUCUUUAUUCAUCAAAUGUAUCGUUAUCAAGUGAUAAUAUUUCUUUAACAAGUCGUUCAAAUAAUAUAACUAAUCUUCCUCGAACUGUUCCAUUAACAACCCCAAUUUCAAAUAAUAAUCGAACACGUUUAAUUUGUAUGCAUGCAGCACCAAGUCCAAUUGAAACAUCAUCUUCAAUUAAUAAUAAUGGACCUAUGUAUGUUAUGGUAACAGCCGACUCAAAAGGACAAUUAAAAUUAUUAGUCAAUCGAUUUCAUCGUUAA